AUGGGUGUGGACGCGAACGGAUCAUCUUCUUCACUCAACUUCCUAAUCUACGGCCGAACCGGAUGGAUCGGCGGAUUGCUCGGCAAGCUCUGCGAAUCUCAGGGAAUCUCCUACACUUACGGCUCCGGCCGUCUUCAGGAUCGUCAAUCGAUCGUCGCCGACAUCGAAACCGUGAAGCCUAGCCACGUCUUCAACGCCGCCGGUGUCACCGGACGUCCUAACGUCGACUGGUGCGAAUCCCACAAGGUCGAGACCAUCCGCACGAACGUCGCCGGAACUCUCACUCUCGCCGACAUUUGCAGGGAGAAGGGACUCGUUCUGAUCAAUUACGCGACGGGUUGCAUAUUCGAGUACGAUUCGGGUCAUCCUCUCGGGUCGGGUAUCGGAUUCAAGGAGGAAGACACUCCUAAUUUCACCGGAUCCUUCUACUCCAAAACCAAAGCAAUGGUGGAGGAGCUGCUCAAGAACUACGAGAACGUAUGCACGCUAAGAGUGAGAAUGCCGAUCUCUUCUGAUCUAUCAAACCCUAGAAACUUCAUCACCAAGAUCGCUCGGUACGAGAAGGUCGUGGACAUACCGAACUCGAUGACGAUCCUAGACGAGCUCCUUCCGAUAUCGAUCGAAAUGGCGAAGAGGAACUUAACCGGGAUCUACAACUUCACAAACCCUGGUGUCGUGAGCCACAACGAUAUCUUGAAGAUGUACAAAGAGUACAUUGACCCGAGCUUUACUUGGAAGAACUUCACGUUGGAGGAACAAGCUAAGGUGAUUGUGGCUCCAAGGAGUAACAAUGAGCUCGAUGCGACGAAGUUGAAGACUGAGUUCCCUGAGAUGUUGUCUAUCAGAGAGUCUCUGAUUAAGUUUGUGUUUGAGCCGAACAAGAAGACUUGA
Molecule: messenger RNA, 891 nt
Organism: Microthlaspi erraticum
Lineage: Eukaryota; Viridiplantae; Streptophyta; Magnoliopsida; Brassicales; Brassicaceae
Source: the annotation of a GenBank genome assembly